AUGCGGGGUACCCACGUAUCACACACCGACACCAACAGGCCAGACGGUACCGACGAGCCCGGACCGGACGUAUCAUCCGAGGUUGCUAAUGGCUCUUCCCAGUCGCUAGCUAGUUGCGUCCAACGAUCUGCUGCCCAUUUGGCGCGCAGUGCUUUUGAAGGCACGUCGGAUGCGGCGCGGACGUUAGCAAAUGCGACUAGUGAGAAGACUACCGGAUCGGGAUCGGGAUCGGGAUCGGGAUCGGCUACGAUAUCGUCUGUGUCUGGGUCUGGGUUUGGAGAUUUCCCAAUACCGACCAGACAGGUGAAUGCGAAAGCAGGAGGACUUGGGACAUUCCGUAGCCCGGGCACGAGACUCAUUUCCUCCGGAGGAUUUACUCUCCCCUCACAAACAGAAGAGCAAUUCCAGCUUGGAGACUUAAAUCGAGAUAUGAACCUACAGCUCGUGGAUAAUAAUACAGAUAUUCUCCAAAGCCAGACAGGAAACUGGAAAGGCAAGCAGCGCGCCCAUGACCCUAAGCAGAUAUACAACACAGCAUGGGAGCGCUCAACGACCUCCCCUCUUACGCAAAAAAUCCCCGAACCCGCACAAUCCACAGACGGUACCGUAGUCGUUUCACUCCUCUCUGACCCAUCCUUCGACCCAAUCGGCUUUGCAGAGCCAAGCCUUGACAUAGAAUUUGACCCAGCGGCCUCGCCACCACUUCUCUCGGCAGACGAGAUGAGAUGGCUUGAAUCCUGGAGACGAGAAGUCAGUCCUGACCAUGAGCAUGGGCCGCGGAAUGUAAUCUCGUCGUUGAGCCUCGUGCCUGAUAUCGAUACGUUUUUACAACAAAAUAACCCGACCCUAGGUACUGAUGAGGCGAUUGCGCUUCGAGACGCUGUAUUGGAGCGACUUUCUGGAGCUACGGACUGGGUUGGUGUCCAGGAUCGAUAUCAUGAUGAGGUGUGGGGAUAUUUGCGGCCUGAGCUUGAAGCGGCGAAGGUGGAGAUUGAGGAGAACAUGAAUAAUGGUCUCGACGAGGAUGGACCUGCUGUUAGGAGGCUGAAAAUGAUUUUGGGACAUAUGCGGUCACCCUCGUAG
This is a messenger RNA of Penicillium taxi, 1083 nucleotides long. RefSeq lists its product as uncharacterized. The transcript has a single exon. The record is from RefSeq and is a predicted model, not a curated record. Bases 1 to 1083 code for a protein of 360 amino acids. NCBI's taxonomy places the organism in Eukaryota, Fungi, Ascomycota, Eurotiomycetes, Eurotiales, Aspergillaceae.